AUGAGGCAAACGUGUGUGCAGAAACAAGAGUGCGCUCACACUGAGAGAGGAGGUGGAGGGAAGAGAGUGUAUGCAGGCAUGCAAGUGAGAGUCAGGGUGGGAAAGGAGUGACAGGCAAAGAGGGUUUGACUCAUCUAGUCACUGAUAUACACACCACACUGAAGGGUCCACAGUCUCCUGCUUAAACAGUGAAACACAUGUGUGCUCAGAGCGAUAGAGGGGGAUCUGUGAGGAUACUCGGAUGAGAAAGAGGUGUGGGGGAGCCAAGGAAGAGGAGCCCGAGUGUGUUUCGCCCCGGGGGGAAGCUCACAUACACGGCAGACAGCGCACACACUCCAGCGGGCUCUCGGCACUGUUUCCCUGACAACUAGAAUGGGCUGCAAUUUGUGCACCUUGCAGAAACGGGAGGAACACUACAAACUGCUGUAUGAGAUUGCACAGGUGAACGGGCGCGACUUCUCCAAGGCAGAACAUGACGAGGCGGUGGUGGAGGCCAUCAGGCGAGACCCCAUUGUUGUCCAGGUUCUCCGGCGGACUCCCUCCACAGCCACAGCUGCCGUCGUACACAACCACAGCGGUGAGCCACAAGAUGUGUGUGUGGUGGACGUCUGCACGCAAACUGACAUCACCUUUGAACACAUCAUGGCCCUGGCGAAGCUUCGGCCGGCGACUCCACCGGUCCCCGACAUCUGUCCCUUCUUGCUGUCUGACAGUUGUCAUUCCAUCCACACCAUGGAACAUGAGUUUUAUGAAUGUCCCGAGUAUCUGUCCAAUACCCCAGCAGAGGUGGAGAGGACUGAGGAGUAUGAGUAUGAGGAGGUGGAGCUGUGCAGACAGAACAGCCAGGAGAAGCUCGGCCUGACCCUGUGCUACAGAACGGACGACGAGGAGGAUACAGGCAUCUAUGUCAGCCAGGUGGAGCCAAACAGCAUAGCAGCGAGAGACGGACGCAUCAAGGAGGGAGAUCGGAUUCUACAGAUAAAUGGCUGUGAAGUGCAGGACAGAGAAAAAGCUGUUGCCUUGUUGUCAAGUGAAGAAGCAAGGAGCAUCAUACUACUGGUGACAAGGCCAGAAAUCCAGCUGGAGGACGAUGCCGCAUGGCUGGAUGAUGAGCAACAGGAGCUCGUAGAGGAGCUGAAGAUGGAGAUCCUGGAGGAGAGGAGGAAGCAGAAGGAGCGCAGCUUUGACAGGAGAGAUGAGUGUCAAGCUGAAGAAGAAAUGACAACAGAUACAGCAACAUGUUCCUCCAACAAUCAAGACAGUGGGUUUGGACGCAGUACAGACAGUCCAGAGCACCAGCCCCUCUUAGCAAGAUUCCACAGGAGGAGUCCAGCCCAUUGCCUGAGGGAACGAUGGAGGGCCGAGCAUCCACACACCAGGAGAGGAGUUGGUGCGUCACAGGAAAGUCAAGGUGCAAGAACACUUCCCACAAGCCAAGGCCAUGAAGGGGUACUGAGUAUCCGCAAUGGUGGAGGUGGGAUCCUUGGUUUAGAGAACCGCUUCCAGCAACUCUUGGAGCUCAAAUGUCAAAUCAGGAACGGGGGUGAGUGUGGGGUGUACUCCAUCCGACACAGCAUAGAGUGUAGCCUUACCGAGCAAGGAGGAGGGGACGGAGAUAGUGUGGAUGACAUUGAAGGAGAAGGAGGGGUGGAGCAGGAGUUGAGGAUGCUAAAUGAAGAACUACGCAACAUUGAGCUGGAGUGCCAGAGCAUCAUGCAGGCCCAUCAGCUCCGCCAGUCCCACCAGCUGGAGCACUCACAGCCCUCGCCCUGUUCUUCAGGAAGGAGCCCCAAAGAUGGACACAAACGACACGGCAGGCUGGCCGACAUCCACGAACACCCGGAGAGGUCGGACAGCGAUAAGAUCCGUGAGAAAGACAGCUCCAGUGCCUACAACACAGCAGAGAGUGCACGGUCGACGCCACUCGGUAUGGAGAGAUCACCUGACCAUUCUCUGCAGAGACACAUCAGCAUCGCCAACCAGAAAAACCUCAGACUGGCCUCUUCUACACCCUCCAUUCCCAUCCCUAUCCCCAAGCCCCACAGCACAGCCAAUCGUAGCAGACCAGCAGAUCCUGGUCCUGUUAUCUCGAGCAGUCCAGACCAGAGCAACCCUUCCAGGUCUGAGUCAGACCCUGCUCUGCCAGCAGAUGACGAGAGGUGUGAGAAAAAAGGGAGGACUAGAGAUUCAAGGAGAGGGCUUCCCUAUGGGUCUCCAUAUCAGACAACUCCUUAUGGCCAGGGAGGAUCCAGACAGCUCCAGAGCUACAUGCAGCUGCUACAGCAGCACUCCUCUCUCGAGUAUUCUCAGAGCCAGCUGAGUCUCCUCAGUGUCUGUCGAGAUCCUGUGCACCGUAACGGACGCCCUGGGGAACCACGUCUAGAGUGGAAGGUCAAAGUUCGUGCAGACGGGACACGCUAUGUUGCCCGGAGACCUGCUCGUGACCGCAUACUGAGGGAACGAGCGCUAAGAAUCAGAGAGGAGCGUAGCGGGGGCAUGACUACAGAUGAUGAUGCCAUGAGCGAGAUGAAGAUGGGCCGUUACUGGAGCAAAGAGGAGAGGAAGCAGCAUUUGGCGAGGGCCAGGGAGCAAAGAAAAAGGAGGGAGUUCAUGCAGAAGAGCCGCCUGGAGUGUCUAAAGGAAGGACCAGCAAGUGGAGCUGAGGGCAGGAAGGAGGUCAAUAUCUUAGAGCUCAGUCACAAAAAGAUGAUGAAGAAACGAAACAAGAAGAUCCUGGACAACUGGAUGACCAUCCAGGAGCUGAUGAGCCACGGGGCCAGAGUCCCAGAGGGCUCCAAAGUACACAAUGCCUUCCUUUCUGUCACAACUGUUUAGUUGAUAUGUUUGAUACUUCAUAUUAAGAACCGAAUGCUUUCAUAUCAGGUGGCCUGCAUUUCAGGAACUACUGCUUGGUUUUAAAAGUGUCAAUUGUGUGGAUAAAUCAAUGCUGAGGACUUCUGUAGCAUUCCCGAAGCAACUUUGUAACCACCACUUGAAGAAUGUUUGUUCACUAUCAGACCUCAGCCAUUCAAAACGUGACUUGUUUUUACUGGCUUUUUGGUAAAGCACUGGAUUCCAAUAGCAGAUGAGUUUGGUAGCAUGUUGGUUCAAACAGAUUUACAUAAACUGAGGAACCAACACAUUAACUUUGUGUAUACUUUGUGUCGUGAUUCCAUGCUCUCCAUUCUUCUGUUUCAUUGCACAUGAAGCAACUUGACUUGCCUCGUUCAAGGUGGCAUUUUUUUUACAAUGGGGAAAAUAUUUUUCACACUUUGUAAACUCGACUUUUUUGUAAGGAAUUUUUACACUGAAUGUCAAUGUACUUUAAACAUUUUAUUGUAAUUUCUUAUUUAUGUUUGCAUCACCAAAAUAUCAAUGUCUUGACACUUUUUGAUUGUACUGUAGCCCACACUGUAUGCCAGACCAGCACAGAUAUGAGAAACCUCAUGAAAUCGCUGAAGGACAACGCUUCCCCAUCACAAAACACUUCUUUUGAUGUGUUUAUGAAGUCACUUGAGUCACUAAAAUGUAUAGCACUCAUUUUAAAGCACUGAAAAUAUCAGUAUGCCAUCUCAAAGGCUCAUAUUAUUCAUGAGUCGAGAAGGCCUUUUGAAACAGCUUUACCUCAACUUACAAACAAAACUCUGGCCUAUUAAGUAUUUGAAUGCUUGGCUAAUGGAAUCACUGACUUAACCUUCAACCCUUACUUUAAAGCAUAAAUGUGUGAAUUAUGUUCAAAAUGUUAAACAGAUUCAUAUUUAUAUUGUUUACCUUUUUUUGUAUUUAUUGUAAAUUAAUUUUUAUGGUCUGUCUGAUAAGUGUUUCACAUUAAGUGGCUACCCUUGAAAUGUUUUUCAAGGGUAGAAAAUGUAUCAUAUUUGCAGCUGUUCAACUCAGAACUGCAGCUUUUCACUGUAAAGUUAAUUGAAGAGGCCUUGAGUUCAGUAUUUGUUGAUGGUGAUGUUUGUAAUAAAAGAAUAACAAUAAAAAAAGGAAGCCAGAGAAAGAAGACUUCCUUUCUAGUUGGUAA
This is a messenger RNA of Acanthochromis polyacanthus (spiny chromis), 4030 nucleotides long. It is a transcript of the gene pdzrn4, whose product is annotated as PDZ domain containing ring finger 4. The record is from RefSeq and is a predicted model, not a curated record. Gene Ontology annotation, molecular function: protein binding. The transcript is spliced from 9 exons. NCBI's taxonomy places the organism in Eukaryota, Metazoa, Chordata, Actinopteri, Pomacentridae. The coding region runs from base 373 to 2835 and encodes 820 amino acids.